Molecule: messenger RNA, 3219 nt
Organism: Odontomachus brunneus
Lineage: Eukaryota; Metazoa; Arthropoda; Insecta; Hymenoptera; Formicidae
Exons: 12
Coding region: 282-3140 (952 amino acids)
Cellular component (GO): membrane
Molecular function (GO): glutamate-gated receptor activity
Source: RefSeq, a predicted model, not a curated record
CGGAUUUCUAAUUUAAAGAAGAUAAGACAAUUUACGGGAGAUUAUGUUGCGUUUGACCUGCAACAUUUUCCUCGGCACUUCUCUUUCGCUAUCUUAUCGUAUCUCCCGCAAUUACAUUAUCGAACGUUUUCAAUAUGCAUACACGUGCCGGCGUUUACUCUGCAAUAUUAUAAUAGAAAAGCAUUUGUCCCGCUUAGCGGAAAUUUUAGCCGUUUAGUUGGUCUCUCCGAUCUACCGCGUUAUAAACUCGCAUUGCUCCCGUGUAAGAGGUGCGCGACAAAAUGAAAUUAUCGUUCUACCUGACAUGCUCAAUGCUACUGUUUGUUUUCGUGAGCGAGAGCUCGGAGACGCACUUCAACAUAAGCGGGUUCGUCGAUGUGAUACUGGACCUGCGGAAAUUUUAUUCAGCGGCGAGCGUCAUAUUUACUCAUCCUAGCGAUAUGUACAACGAGUACGGAGAUUUGGAAAUAACACACUUGGUGCAUACGUGUUCUGCUUUGCUGGGACGACACUAUGUAUACACUUUGAACAUCCACUUCAAGAACAUACGCAAUUCGCUGAGAUAUUAUCAUAAAAUAGUACAGCCACUCAUUAUCGUUAUCCUGCCGAGUUACAGCGGAUUUUUGGAGUUUGCGGAAGCUACCAAAAACUACGUCAUGUCCUUCCCGGUGUGGAUCGUCUUGUUCCUCUACAAACCUGACAACAAUACGAACGAUUACUGCCAUAACCCGAUCGGUAAUCCCUUUAAUCUGGCGUUUGACACGCAAAUGUUGGUCAUCUGCUAUAGAGACGAAAUUCUGCGGGAAUGGUACUCGGUUAAGGGCGAGACUACCAAAGUCUUCAACCUGGCGAAGUGGAUAGACAACAAGGGAUUCAUACCCUUAACGAAAUUGUCCCUUUACGAUCGGAAGAAGGAUAUGGAAGGAGUUGUCUUGCGAACAGUCACUGUCAGAGAUGUUUCAACGAAACAAUUCACCGAUGACAAUUAUGUGGCUGGUUUGUAUGGUAAAGUACUAGGUGAGCUCACGCAAUCUCUUAACUUUACCUUGAAAUACGUAUCGGAUGAGCACGAGCAUGGCAUGUGGAAUAACAAAACUCAAAUAUGGUCUGGAGUGAUGGGCGAGAUCGUGUCAGGUCGCGCGGAUUUCGCUAUUGCUGAUAUGUCAAUGACGAGUCUCAGGGUUCGCUACGUCGAUUUUACGCUACCCUUGAUAAUAUCUAGGAACAAUCUGUAUAUCAGGGAGCCAGGAAUUUGCGGCGUUAAAUGGCGUGGUUAUUUACAGACCUUCCGUACACACACUUGGAUCGCGACUCUCGUGUUAAUAGCGGUCAUGCCGCUCCUGCUGUGCUUCAUGAAGAUAUGUCAUGGAUCUCGAAACAUCACGAAUAUUAUUUCUGACAAUUAUAUCUAUACCUGGGGCAUCUUUUGUCAACAAGCUCUUACAGAGUUUCCAAGGCCAUCAUCGCUACGCAUUGCGUACUUCACGAUAUUUUGCACGGCAAUAGUGAUAUCGGCUUACUAUUCGGCGGCACUGAUAUGUUUUCUAACAGCAUGUGUUCCGGUUCUACCAUUUCGCACGAUAGAUGAAUUUAUCGAUGACGGAACCUUCAAACUAAUAGUUCCACGCGGUAGCGCCGACUACGACAUAUUCGUUACAUCGAAUGAAUCUUUCUCCUUGAAGCUAGCGAGACUGAUGAAGAAGGAAACAGAACUGCCGAAGUCUUUAAUCGAUGGUUUCAUGCAACUAUGUAAAGAUAGGAAGCUCGCUUAUCUCGUGCUCAGUGCUUUGAAGAAGAGCGUGGAAAUGAGGAUUCCAUGCAAGUUGUCUGCUAUUCGCACCGAGAGAAUAGACAACUUAGGUAUGGUUCUGUCUAAAGGUAAUCCAUACACGGGCGUGAUAAACUAUCAUCUGCAAAAAUUUUUGGAUAACGGUAUGAUGAUGCGUCUAAAGGAUACGCGAUUCUUGAUGGGAUCGGUUAAAAAUAAGGCUUAUCGACCGGUCCAUGUGGUUAACGUUGUCCCGAUUUUAUCAAUACUCUGUAUGGGGAUUAUUUUAAGCGUCGAUCUGAACAUAACAACAAUGGUACACACUUGGUCGCGCGAAUUUUCGCGGCGGGGUGUCAUGACCGUGACUUCUACUUUCCUGAGCUUGGUAACUGAUUACAAAUACUACAAAAAUAUCGUGCGGCCACUGUUCGUCAUUCUUCUGGACAGCAAGGAGAGCAUCGACGGUUUUGCUAAUACCACGAGGAAUUUAAGAUCCAUGUCCUCUCCCGCUUGGCUUGUCUUAUUCCUUCAGUUUUCCGGGUCCUCUCUCAAUACAUCUUGUAGACAUCCUGUCGACAAUAUAUUCAACGUGAACUUCAACACCAAGAUGUUGGUCCUUUGCUACGACCAGCCAGUUUUAACUGAAUGGUACGCUGUGAACGAUAAUCAUACCAGGACAUCAGAGUUGGCCACGUGGAGCGCUGAUAAGGGUCUAAUUUUAAUAAAACGAAAAAGUUUCUACUCCAGAAGGGAUAAUCUGUUCGGCAAGGUUGUGCGCGUGGCAUUCGUAUAUACCGCCAAGAAUCCCAUCUUAGUAAAGAUGAACGCGACGAUGAAGGAGAAGGAGCAGUUGCCGCUCGGACUGACGAACGCAUUCCAGCAAAUUUGUAAGGAGAAGAACGUAGCGUUUUAUACGGCAGGGGCGAAUAACGUCGUGGAGGUGCAUUGUAAAAUCGUGUCUAUCGAAACCGCUGAGACAGACAGCAUGGCGAUAAUUCUUCAGAAGGGAAGUCCUUACACUGGCAUCAUAAAUUACCACAUACGACGAUUUCUGGACCACGGUGUUCUGAAUAGAAUGAAAAAGAAUUAUCUCUCAAUUGUCAAUUCGCCGGAGGUCAAGCACAACGAGGUUGAAUUAGAUGAUGUAGUGCCGCUUCUAGUGAUGGUGGCAGGCGGUAUGAUCCUGGGAAUAUUUAUUCUGAUGCUCGAGAAAGCGUAUUACGUUUUCAAGAUUAGGCGCAAGAACGGCUUCAUUAAGAAGCCGAGCGAUAAAUUUGAUGUGAAACUGCGAUGGGGAAACACCCGAAAAAAUUUAUGGCUUCAACGAUUUUACGGUAUACACUACGGAAGAACGAUCGGCCAUUGGCCGUAAAGUUGUUGAAAAAUAGGAGACUCUUAAGAAAUUCCUACACGCAUCGUUGAUACUUAUCACAGUAAUAAUUACACUUCAG